Messenger RNA from Paramecium octaurelia, 555 nucleotides. NCBI's taxonomy places the organism in Eukaryota, Ciliophora, Oligohymenophorea, Peniculida, Parameciidae. The record is from the annotation of a GenBank genome assembly.
AAUGAAAAAAAACAAAUUACGACAUAUCUAAUAUCAAUUUGAGAAACACUUGGUUUUUUUGUCAAAUAAAAUUUUAUGACAUCGUAUUGCUUAAAAGCUAUAAGACAAGGGAUCUAUUGAAAAUUUUACAAUAGACACAAUAGGAUCGUAAUCAGAUCAUAAGUUGUAGGGGUUUUAACUGAUUGGAUGGAUCUUUUUUUGAUUGAAUAAGAUAGUGCCUCUAAUAAUUGAUUUCUUAUGUGGGGUAAGUUUGCACAGGUAUUUAUUAUGUCGAAGGUACUAUCAUAUACAGCAAUAUUAGAUACUUGAUUUAUUGUCCAAUGAUAAAAAAUGAAGGGCUGGAUGUAUUAUAAUAUAGGACAUUCUUUAAAUUAUGUAGAUUGGAAUCAAACUCCUUCAGCUUAGAAAAAAAAGAUUGGAUCACCUUCAUUCUUAUUCACUAUAUAUAAUAUCGUGUAAUAAGUCUAAUGAUUUUUGGCAUCAACUCUCCUUAAUUUAUUAAGUAGAUGAUCGACGCCAUUGAUUUUUAUCAGAAGAAUAUAGGAAGAUGAACUG